Messenger RNA from Pundamilia nyererei, 1239 nucleotides. Its product is annotated as carbohydrate sulfotransferase 6-like. Bases 1 to 1239 code for a protein of 412 amino acids. Gene Ontology annotation, biological process: carbohydrate metabolic process; N-acetylglucosamine metabolic process; sulfur compound metabolic process. The transcript has a single exon. The record is from RefSeq and is a predicted model, not a curated record. Gene Ontology annotation, molecular function: N-acetylglucosamine 6-O-sulfotransferase activity. Lineage: Eukaryota; Metazoa; Chordata; Actinopteri; Cichliformes; Cichlidae. Gene Ontology annotation, cellular component: Golgi membrane.
AUGUUGCACUACAAAGUGAACCCCAACACCAUGAAGUUCCUAGUGAUCCUAUGUGGGGCAGCAUUGUUGCUGGUCAGCGGCUGGUACAUGCAGCUCAGCCUCUAUGACCCACAACCCUCCAAUGACAAAGUCCACGUUCUAUUGUUGUCAUCAUGGAGAUCAGGCUCAUCCUUCCUGGGCCAGGUAUUCAGUCAGCACCCGUCUGUCUUCUAUCUUAUGGAGCCUGGCUGGCAUGUGUGGACCCAGCUGAGGCAAAAUGGUGCACAGGCACUUCGAAUGGCAGUGAGGGAUCUCUUACGGAGCCUGUUCCAGUGUGACUUCUCAGUGAUGGAGUCCUACCUUCCGGAGAACCAGAAAGAGUUGUUUAUGUGGAGUCACAGUCGAGCUCUGUGCUCACCCCCAGCCUGUCCUCUCAUGCCACGUAAUCAGCUCAGCAACAAGACACACUGCCAACAAAAUUGUAAACCUCGGGACCUGAAGAUUGUAGAGCAGGUGUGUGGCUUUUACUCUCAUGUGGUGUACAAGGAAGUGCGCAUCUUUGAGCUAGAAUCCCUCUACCCACUAUUGCUGGACCCAAACUUAAAUCUCCGCAUCAUCCACCUGGUCCGAGACCCACGGGGAGUGAUGCGGUCUAAGGAAGAGGUAGCUGGAUACUUAGCGAGUGAUAACGCGAUCGUCUUGGAGCAGAAACCCAUCAAUGAAGCAAAGGUACAGUAUCAGGUCAUGCAGGAGAUCUGUCGAAGCCACUUGCGUAUCAAUAAGAGGGCGGUCCUGAAGCCUCCUCCGUUUCUAAAAGGCCGCUACAAACUGGUUCGCUACGAGGAUGUGACGCGCAACCCAGUCAAGGAGAUCAAAUCCUUGUAUCAGUUUGUAGGUCUGGAGAUGACCACACAGCUGGCCACAUGGAUCUACCAGGUGACCCACGGAAAAGGCAAAGGCUCCAUUGAAGAGGCUUUUGACAUCACAUCGCGAAGCGCCACUGACAUCUCUCAGGCUUGGCGCACCAUGCUGCCACACAACAAGGUCAAACGAGUACAGGAAGUGUGUGAAGAGGCCAUGUCUUAUCUCGGGUACACGAUGGUAAACAGUGAAAUAGAGCAGAAGAAUCUCUACGUAGAUCUGCUGGUACCACAAGAACAGCUCAGCUGGUCACCUGAUAAAACACAGCACCUGGACAACAGUUACAACAAGAAUGACAAAGACUUUCUGACAGAUGGACCGCACAAAAAACUACAUUAG